AUGUUUGCUUUUCGUGAAAAAAUACCAAUUGAAGUGGAGGGUUUCUUCAACCAAGAAGGAGCUGAGUCAACUAUUCAAUCAAAUGAUAUUGACCAUGUUUCCCAUCUCUUCUCGAGAAAGAAGUGGGCUAUUUCUUUGCAAAAUUGUGCUCAAUUUCAUAUGUGGCAAUUCCGCCAAGAUCUCUUCCUUAGUUGGGGUAAUAAUCCGCACGAAUCGGAUUUUUUGAGGAACAUACCGAGAGAGGAUUUUAUUUGGUUAGACAAUGUGUGGUUGGUAAACAAAGAUCGGUUUUUUAGCAAGGCACGGAAUACAUCGUAA
Messenger RNA from Linum tenue, 318 nucleotides. Lineage: Eukaryota; Viridiplantae; Streptophyta; Magnoliopsida; Malpighiales; Linaceae. The record is from the annotation of a GenBank genome assembly.